Messenger RNA from Zingiber officinale, 801 nucleotides. Its product is annotated as co-chaperone protein p23-1-like. Gene Ontology annotation, molecular function: Hsp90 protein binding; protein-folding chaperone binding. The coding region runs from base 136 to 648 and encodes 170 amino acids. Gene Ontology annotation, biological process: protein folding; chaperone-mediated protein complex assembly. Lineage: Eukaryota; Viridiplantae; Streptophyta; Magnoliopsida; Zingiberales; Zingiberaceae. The transcript has 4 exons. Gene Ontology annotation, cellular component: cytosol; nucleus. The record is from RefSeq and is a predicted model, not a curated record.
GGGGGCUUUCCGGAAAGUUGCUCCUGCUCCUACCUCGUCGACAAAUAGCAGGGACUCGAACUGCGCCGGACAAGUUGCCAUCUCCGACGAGACUCCGAAAUCGAAGAAGUCCGCCACCUCUCCGUCAGCUCAACCAUGAGCCGCCAUCCCACUGUGAAAUGGGCUCAGAGAUCCGACAAGGUCUACCUCACGGUUGACCUAGCGGACGCCAAGGAUGUGAAAGUGAAUCUGGAGCCUGAAGGAGAAUUCAGUUUCUUCGCCACAAAAGAAGGCGUCCCCUAUGAAGUUGAUCUCAAGUUGUUUGACAGGAUCAAUGUCAAGGAGAGCAAACUCAACAUCAGCGCAAGGAGCAUCGUGUAUGUUGUAAAGAAACUCGAUAAGAAAUGGUGGAGUAGGCUGCUAAAAGAAGAUGCAAAGCCACCAGCUUUCCUUAAGGUGGACUGGGAUAAGUGGAUCGAUGAAGAUGACGAGAAUGCAGAGGAAGCUGGAGACAAGGAUCGCGAUGACCAAACAGACGACAACAUUUCGUUGCGGAAGAAUCGCAAAAGGAGGAAGAAAUCAAAGAAGAAGAAGAAGAAGAAGAAGAAGAAGGGUCUGCUUCAGCUAAUAGCACAAAAACUGAGGUUUGCUUGUAUAAGCAAGGAGUGAGGUUGAAGAACUCAGCUUGGCAAGGUCUGGAUGGCUUGUUCUUGUAGAGUAUGGUCUGAUGCUGUUGAAUUGUAUAUAGUAAAGAUGAGGUUUGUUGCGAAUUGGAUUUGUAUUGUUCAGAUGGUUUAAUCCUUAUAGAAACUUCUUCGAGCA